AUUCCAGUAAUGGGAGUUCCCGGUAAUGCCUUCCACCCUCCCACUUCAGCACAGACAUAAAAGCAGCAGUCUUCCUUGUACUCUCACGCACUGUUAUUGACAUUCGUCUACCAAAAGAUAUGGCUGCCGACCCACAGCAAGUUCCAGGGCAAGGCGAAAGCCCUGCGCAGCAAAAAAGCCUGAUGCAUUGCCCCAUUUCUCAUGCACACAGGGAAGAUUUUUCUAAAAUCAUAAAGGAAUGUAAAGAGGAGAGUUUCUGGUACAGAGCUCUGCCUCUGUCCGUUACAAGCAUGCUAGCCACACAAGCCCUCAUCUACAAAGGAUAUCUGUCAAAGAACAUACGGUUUGGUUCCUUGCCGAAGCUUGCCUUGGCUGGUUUUCUUGGGUUCGCCAUUGGAAAAAUAUCGUAUGCAGGAACAUGCCAGAAAAAGUUUGAGAAACUAGGAGCACAAAACCCAUUCGAAGCUGGAUUUGGCCCUGGUAUGGGAGCUGGAUUUGGUCCAGGAUUUUUCAGAAGUCAUCACAAGAAUUGUCCCCACGUCUGUGAGGAGUGCAAAAAGAAAUGUGCCAAGGACAAACAGCAGAGUGCCCAGCCAACCACUGUUUCUUCCUAAACUUGAAUUGCCCCCAUGAAUGUGGACGCACUGCUUAACCGAAAUAUCUCAUUUCCUCGUUCUUGAUGUUUAUAAUAAAAUUGAUUUUUAUAACAAA
This is a messenger RNA of Hyla sarda, 711 nucleotides long. It is a transcript of the gene OCIAD2, whose product is annotated as OCIA domain containing 2. The record is from RefSeq and is a predicted model, not a curated record. Lineage: Eukaryota; Metazoa; Chordata; Amphibia; Anura; Hylidae. Bases 120 to 614 code for a protein of 164 amino acids. The transcript has 7 exons. Gene Ontology annotation, cellular component: mitochondrial inner membrane.